GUGUGCUGUGCAGUUUGCCAGAUCUCACAGUAAUGUUACUCAAUCAACCAGAUAAGCAAACGUUUAGGGCGGUCGAAUGUAUAUUACGGUGGCUAGAUGUUGCAGAGCUCGCUGACGCAAAGCUACAUUUUAAUGGCAGGGCGAAGUUUUGUUUCAGUCCAGGGGCCGCUUUAAUCAGUCUGUGACAUUUGGACUAGUUUGACAAGCCACGGCACUGGCACUGUGCUGAUACUGACUGGACUGGAAUCAUUUGUUUUGACUUCAUCUCUUUCCACAACGGCCUAGCGAAGGCUCCUAUUGUAUAACUUUAAAGAAGAUAAACAUGAGCUUUCUUUUUGGCAAUCGGUCUUCCAAGACCUUCAAGCCCAAGAAGAACAUCCCAGAGGGAUCUCACCAGUAUGAGCUGUUGAAACAUGCAGAGGCUACACUGGGCAGUGGGAAUUUACGCAUGGCUGUCAUGCUGCCUGAUGGGGAAGACUUGAACGAGUGGGUGGCUGUCAACACUGUAGAUUUCUUCAACCAGAUCAACAUGCUCUAUGGUACCAUAACAGACUUCUGCACUGAAGAGAGCUGUCCUGUCAUGUCUGCUGGGCCCAAAUAUGAGUAUCAUUGGGCAGAUGGAACCAACAUCAAAAAGCCGAUCAAAUGCUCAGCUCCCAAGUACAUUGAUUACCUAAUGACCUGGGUGCAGGACCAGCUCGAUGACGAGACACUCUUCCCAUCUAAGAUAGGUGUCCCGUUCAAGCGGAACUUCAUGUCGGUGGCUAAGACCAUCCUGAAGCGCCUGUUCAGGGUCUACGCCCACAUCUACCACCAGCACUUUGACUCUGUGAUGCAGCUGCAGGAGGAGGCCCACCUAAACACCUCCUUCAAACACUUCAUCUUCUUUGUUCAGGAGUUUAACUUGAUUGAAAGGAAAGAGCUGGUCCCACUACAGGAUUUGAUUGAGAAGCUGACCACCAAGGACAGAUAAACCCAGGCUGACUGAUCAUUUUAACUCUGUGAUAGUCUACUAUUCUUUUUGCACAGAUACCCCUUCUGCCCUGCCCUGGCCUAUAUGUAUACAGCAUACGCUAACUUUGCGAACAUGUUCUCUAGAAAGCCAGGUAAGUAAAGGAAGAGUCUUGCACUGUUAUAGGCACUAGGGUAAUACUAUGGGGGAGUUCUAUACUACUGUCUGAGCCGGUAUGUGCUCUAUAGUUGGAUGUACUAUGUGGUUUUAAUUUGGACGGAUCCCUAAAACUGAAAUAACUAUGUAUUGACAUCCUCUGUGUGUUGUAUAUUUACAGUGACAGCCAAAAGUUUGGACACACCUACUCAUUCAAGGGUUUUUCUUUAUUUUGACUAUUUUCUACAUUGUAUAAUAAUAGUGCAGACAUCAACUAUGAAAUAACACAUGGAAUCAUGUAGUAACCAAAA
This is a messenger RNA of Oncorhynchus mykiss (rainbow trout), 1419 nucleotides long. Its product is annotated as MOB kinase activator 1B. NCBI's taxonomy places the organism in Eukaryota, Metazoa, Chordata, Actinopteri, Salmoniformes, Salmonidae. The record is from RefSeq and is a predicted model, not a curated record.